AUGGGAGGCAUCCUCGAGAUCGGCGCGCUCGCGCCCGCCGGCUUCAGCGCUCGCUCCUGGGACGCCUCGCUGGCGCCCGCGCCGACGAGCUCGCGCCAGUGGCCGCACGGGCGCGAGCGGGUCGCCGAGGGGGCGCAGACUCCGAGGGCUCGCGCGGCCAGGCCGCUCGGGGGUGGCGGGGCCUCAGCAACGGAGCGGGCGCGCCUUCUCCCGCUGCCGCUGGGGCGUGCGUGCGCCGCCGGUGGAGGGCACCGUGACGACAGCCUGCAGCCCGAGGAGGCGGCAGCGGCAGGGCGCCACGCGCCCGACGAUGGCCCAGUGCCGCGGCCGCCCACCAGGCCGCUGCCCAUGCGGCCUCGGCCGCCGCCCAGGCAGUGCUUCGUUUUCGCCGACGGCACCGCCGUGCCUGGCGGCGGGCUCACGGCGUAUCGGCUCGGUGCCGCAGGGGCUGCAGCGGUCAGCAGCACGCCGCCUCUCCGAGGCGCGGCGGAGGGCGCCGAUUCGGAGGGCGACCAGGCGUUCGGAUGCUCCGAGGAUCGGGGGGGCAGCUCCCUGUCAGCCCGGACCGGCGGCUCCCUGUCGGCCCAGACCGCGGGCGGGAGGGCCCCGUGGGCAGCAGUCGCGCCGCCGCCGCCCGCUCCACAGCGGGGCCGCGGCGCCCCUCUCCCAGGAGAGUGGGAGGCUGCGCCACCUGGCGGCGCCAGGGCGGCUGCACGACGAGGAGACCCUUCGCCCCCAGCCUCCGCGGUGGCUGCCUCGGAAGCCUCCGCGCCUUCUCCAGCGGCCGUGCGCCCCCGCGCUCGGGCAAGGCAGCCGCGGACGCCAGCGAGCUCAUCGCCCUCGCCCACGUGCGCCCGCUGGCCACCAGGGCGGCUCGAGGCGCCGAUGCCCCAGGCCUGCUGCGCCUCGGCCGGGACGGCAGCGGCUCCGGUCACGGCGGGGAGCGCCUCCCCGCCGGGGCAGAGGAGAGGGCCGCCUCGUCGACGAGGAGGACGGCGUGAUGCUGGAACAGACGGGCCUCAGGACGCGCCGCGGGGGUGCGGCAGCGAAACUCUUGCUUGCAGAGCCUUCCAGGGGCAGCCUGCCGUUGAGCUCCUCGCUGGCGAGCUUCGCCGGGGUCGGCCUGUCGCUGAGCCCCUCGCUGGCUAG
This is a messenger RNA of Prorocentrum cordatum, 1149 nucleotides long. The record is from the annotation of a GenBank genome assembly. NCBI's taxonomy places the organism in Eukaryota, Dinophyceae, Prorocentrales, Prorocentraceae.